Molecule: messenger RNA, 6206 nt
Organism: Strigops habroptila (Kakapo)
Lineage: Eukaryota; Metazoa; Chordata; Aves; Psittaciformes; Psittacidae
Gene: NCOA7
Product: nuclear receptor coactivator 7
Exons: 16
Coding region: 2887-5757 (956 amino acids)
Biological process (GO): regulation of transcription by RNA polymerase II; response to oxidative stress
Cellular component (GO): nucleus
Source: RefSeq, a predicted model, not a curated record
UACAUCUGUCCCAAAAGCUUCUGAAAUGCAGGUGUUGUCCAGUAGAUGAGUGGUGCAAGUGGUGACAUCCUGCUGACAGUGAGUGGAGAGCCAAGGAGAUAAAACUUUGACUCUUGCUUUCUUAGGGCACAGUGUGCUGAAACACGUCCAGGUAUGUGGUGAAAGAUUGACUUUGCCUGCUGUAAGCCAGUCGCUCGUGCAGAUAUGGCCCAAAUGAUUAACAGCUGUGCAACAGCUGAUGAACAUGAAAGUCCUCUUGCCACCCAGAUAUGCGGGGUCAAGUAGCAAGCAGUCCAAGUAGUCAUCAGAGCAGUUAGGAGACAAACUGAGAACUACAAAGGAAUGACAAGGGUGGCUUUCAGCCAGUGUGGUAAGUUGUUCUCCAGUCCUUGUGCUUAGGUAUCAGCUGAAGAAACUUCAUUUGAUUUUUCAACUGAUUUGUUUCAUGGUUUGGGGUUAUUUUGUGGGUUUGGGGUUUUUUUAGUGUGUGCUGCUGAGCUGUGUUGGUUAGGUAUGCCUCGGUGGUGGGGAGUAGAUGGUGGGAGAUGGCUGGCAACAUCACAUCACUGGACAAAGGCUAGGCAGACACUUGCCAUGACAUCUGCAUCUGUGUCCUGCUACAGUCAUUCUUAUGGGAUGGCAAGUAAAAUCUCCUGUGUUGGGCUACUGCCAUAUGGUUGCUCAUUGGUGCACAUUGGUUUCUUUAUAUACGGGAAUUCUGGAUUCCUUAAAAUUGUGCCCUGCUGCUAACUGACCGCUCAGUGGAUACAUUUUUAGGUGGGUUAUUUGUUUUGAAAAUUGGAUUUCCCUUUGUAAUGCAUCACUUCUGUUAGUACAAGUAACACAUUGGUUGUCAUGAAAAGAGAUUAAGGAGCUGGAGAUCAGUUUUCUUUUCUCCUGCUCUGUUGACACUGUACACUUGGUCCUAUUGUAUGAGUAGUAAAUUUCAGUGUUUUGUCAACUAGCUGUGUCCUUUUCUGAGCCCUGCUCUGGUAGUUCCCAGUCCAAGGCUGAGCCUGUCAGGUAACAGGCAGGUUUAAUGGGACUAGAGACCGAUCUUGAGACCAAAAUGGUACAGCAAGUACAAGAAAUCCAGAAUCUUCUACAGGAAGGGUGGGAAGAGCAAGUAACGUGAACCCCAGGAAACAACCAGGAAACUCCAGUCAUGUGGUGGAGAGUUCUCCUGGACUCCAUGGAUGGCAAGCUGUGGAAAAAACACUGAACCUUGGGAGAGUGGUUCCCAACCCUUCUGGUCAACUGAGUGUGCUUCAGAUUAAGCUUGUGAGAAGAGCAAGGAAAGUGCAUUCCCUUCCUUGUUUUCCUCCUGGGAAGGAAAUAGAGACCCAGGCCUGGCAGAGCAUGGGCACACUGCUCCUUGCGGAAGGGGGCCCCGCUCUGCUAGGAGCGAGCCAUGAUUGAGGAAUGCCAUGGGCAGGCUGUGCAAAUGCCAGCAGAAAGCUGAGGAGGUUUGCAAAAGGAGAGCUGAAGGGGCCACUCCAAACCUGAUUUUAGGUGCUUUUGAGGAAAUGUGUAUUUCUUUGUAAACUGUAAUGUGUUCAUUUUUCCACAUGGCCCAGUGCAGGACUUGGGAUGUAGGGGCUCCAAGUUAAAAAAUGUAUUUCUUGGGCAAAAUUAUUGUCAUCUCUCGGUAACUGAUAACAGGCCUUUAAAAGCCUCUCUUCUGGCUGUGUUUUUUGUUUGGUUGUUUGUUUUGUUCUUUUAGUACCUAGAAACUUCAUAAACAAUCAAACUUCCAUGGAUGUCCCUGAAAUCAGGACUUCAGUACAGAGUACAGUUUUCAACUCUUAACUUCUUUCCUGUCAGCAUUAUAUUGCCUUUAAAAUGAAAGUUUUACCUUGUACUGUGUUUUGUAACUGUUUUAAGUUUUGAUUUCUUCUUCAUACUGCGUACUGUUUUUUGUGAAUUCUGUGAUGAAAGAGCUGUGGAUGAUUAUUUUCUCGCUGAAAGGCUCUAGGAUGACAGUGUACUUUGUUAUAAACUGGUAUUUACUUUAUCUGGCCUUGGAACGUAUCUUUCUUCCUGCUUCUCUUCCCCCUUUUUUUUAUUUUUUUUUCCUUUUUACUCCACCGAGUCCAUCAAGCAGAUAGCUCAGAAAAGCAACUUUGACCUGUGGAAGCUAGUGCCAGCUAUUACCUGUUAAAUUAGGUUAGCCCAGCCAUGUGUUUGAGAUUGGAAGUGUGCAUUUUAACCUACAUCUUCUAAUAUGCUUUCCACGGGUAAUGCAUCAGUCCUUUUUAACUACAAAUCACUAAUGCACCUAGAUGGGGUAGAUGUAAGCUGCUUUUGCUAUUUUCUUAAAGGCGUAAGUCUCUACCCAGUUUGGACAGAUUUUCAGAGCAACUGUGAAAAGGUCUGAGUUGCUCUCUGCCAAAUUUUAACACCAAAACUGGAAGCACUACAGCCCCUCAAAAAAAGGGAGACUUUAACAUGGACUAGAAAAAGCCCCAAAACUUGGCUGCUUUCAGCUUGAGGAAGGGCAAAGCAAUUACUGUGAUCCAGUUGUAAACAAGUGAAGGCAGGGUUUUGUUUGAAACAUAUUGGGCGAUCUGAAACACUUGCCAUUACUGGUGAUGACAGGCGUAACUUGUGGUGAAUGGAAAGUUAGCAGCUUUCAUCUUUGGACCCCAAUUCUGCCAAUGUGUGCUUAGGUGUUACAAGCAUAACAAGUGUAAGUGCGUCGUCCCUCUGAACGUACUCGGUGCACGAGUAGAGAGCUCAGUGAUGUUGCAGUACCUGGCAAUGUGGCUGAGACGGCUUCCAUGAGAAUGCAGCGCUGGAGGAAUAGGACUCUGCCUGGAUAUGAGGUACUGAGGGGAAAAAGAGCAUCACGCUUGGCUGCUCACCUUGCCCAUUUGACUGUACAUAAUGGAGACCAAGGAAGAGAAGAAGGAACGAAGACAAGGCUAUUUUGCUCGUUUGAAAAAGAAAAGGCAAGCCAAACAAAACACUGAGACUGUCUCUGCCAAUUCCCCUGGAUCUCCUGUUUCCAAAACACCUGAGAAAGAUGAUGAAAGUAAAGUUAUUUUGGAGCAAAUCAGUUCCUCUGAAGACAACUGUAAAGUUGCUGGGGAAAAGGAAACUGCUCCAGACAAAGAAAAGAGAAAGAAAAAGUACAACCAACUAAAAGACAUCAGACGCACAGAACUUAAAAGAUACUAUAGUACUGAUGACAAUCAAAAUAAAACUAAUGAAAAGAAAGAGAAAAAAAUGGUUUCUCAGAAACCCCAUGGUACCAUAGAAUACACUGCUGGGAAUCAGGACACCAUAAACAGCAUAGCAUUAAAGUUUAACAUCACGCCAAACAAGCUUGUGGAGCUCAAUAAGCUUUUCACGCAGACAAUUGUGCCAGGCCAGAUACUCUUUGUGCCAGAAACAAGUGCUGCAAGGCUUUCUUCUUUCAAUACCGGUGCUCCCGUUUCUCCUUCAUCAUCAGAUGCUGAAUAUGAUAAACUCCCUGAUGCUGAUUUGGCAAGAAAGGCCUUCAAACCAGUGGAGAGAGUCCUGUCCUCUACUUCAGAAGAGGAUGAGCCCGUGGUUGUCAAAUUUUUAAAAAUGAACUGUCGGUACUUCACAGAUGGUAAGGGUGUAGUUGGAGGAGUCAUGAUAGUAACUCCAAACAAUAUCAUGUUUGACCCACAUAAGUCUGAUCCUCUGGUAAUUGAGAACGGCUGUGAAGAAUAUGGGCUCAUCUGCCCCAUGGAAGAGGUUGUCUCAAUUGCUCUCUACAAUGACAUCUCUCACAUGAAGAUUAAAGACGCAUUGCCAUCUGACAUACCAAAGGAUCUUUGUCCUCUGUACAGGCCAGGAGAAUGGGAAGACCUAUCCUCUGAGAAAGACAUCAAUCCUUUCAGCAAAUUCAAAUCCCUUAGCAAGGAAAAGAGGCAGCAGAAUGGGGAUCCAUCCAUUGCUCUGGGUGCCAAACAGAUGAAGCCUUCAGAUAAGGAGAAGUCGGCUGAUUUUGAAGUUCUUCAAUCAUCUGAGAGUACAGGCUCAAUCAAAUUGAAGUCACUGGAGUUUCCCAACAACAUCACUGCCACUGAACAUUUGGAAAAGUGUGCUUUGGAUCCAUGUGCAAGGGAGCCUUCUGGGGAAAAAAAUGCUUCAGAUACCAAAACCAAAGAAAAAUCCCUUUUGGGAGAAGGAGAGGAUGAGUUCAUUGAGCUGGAAAAGACGUCAUCUCAUAAGGAUAGAGGGUUGGACAGGAAAAUCUCAGUAAUGGAAGGCUUGCUGGCUGACCCCAGGGAGUUGGGGAGAACUAAGCAGCAGGUAACCAAACCCACUACAGAAGUCCAGGAGCGCUUGACAGUUGAUUCCUUGGAAAAAAAGGACAGUGUUGAACCUAAAGCUGACUUAGACUUAGAGCUGUGUGAAAAGCAAGAUGUUAUUCCAGAAGUAAACAAAUGUGUCAGUUCCCCGACAGGUAAGGUGGAGACUGCAUUGGACACUAAGAAAGAGCUAGAGAAAGAUAAACUUAUUGAAUUUUACCUCAAUAAAGAUGGGAAUGGGUCUCAGUCAUCUGAAGACUUACACAAGGCUGAAAUCCAGAAAGGUGAAAACAAUAAAGCAGUUGGCAUAGACCUUACACUUAGCUGUUCAAAGUCUCAAGCUAAUGAAGUCCAUACAGUUAAAAGUAUGGAGCUUGACUCCUGCUGUGUUGAAAAGAAAGCACCUUCAUUAGAAAUCAGCUCAGCAGCAGCAGAGGAAAAGGAUCUGAAAGAGUCUGUGGACUCUUCGUUAGUACCAGCUGUAGACAAGACCUGUCAAGAAACACAGUUAGACAAUCAAUCAGAAAUCAGACUGUGGCUGCUGCAGAAAAUUCAAGUGCCAAUUGAAGAUAUGCUUCCUUCAAAAGAGGAGAAGAGCAAGACUCCUCCAAUGUUUCUGUGCAUUAAAGUAGGCAAGCCCAUGAGAAAGUCCUUUGCAUCUCAGAGCACCACCAUGUCUCAACAGUACAGCAAAAAAAUAAAGCAACCAGAGUACUGGUUUGCUGUUCCUCGGGAAAGGGUGGAUCACCUGUACACAUUUUUUGUUCAGUGGUCACCAGAAAUCUAUGGGAAAGAUGCCAAAGAGCAAGGUUUUGUCGUGGUAGAAAAGGAGGAGCUUGACAUGAUAGACAAUUUCUUCAGUGAACCCACUACUAAAAGCUGGGAGAUCAUUACGGUAGAGGAAGCCAAACGACGAAAGAGCGUUUGCAGUUACUAUGAAGAAGAAGAUGAUGAUACUUUGCCUGUCUUAAAGCAUCACAGCGCUCUUCUGGAGAAUAUGCACAUAGAGCAGCUUGCCCGGAGCUUGCCCGCACGAGUGCAGGGAUAUCCGUGGCGGCUUGCGUACAGUACACUAGAACACGGGACUAGCCUGAAGACUCUGUACCGUAAAUCGGCAUCUCUCGACAGUCCAGUUCUCCUUGUCAUCAAGGAUAUGGACAACCAGAUAUUUGGAGCAUACGCUACACAUCCCUUCAGGUUUAGUGACCAUUACUAUGGCACUGGUGAAACAUUCCUCUACACAUUCAGUCCACAUUUCAAGGUAUUCAAAUGGAGUGGAGAGAACACCUACUUCAUCAACGGAGACACCAGCUCUCUAGAGCUUGGAGGUGGAGGUGGCCGGUUUGGCUUAUGGUUAGAUGCAGAUUUGUAUCAUGGGCGAAGCAACUCCUGCAGCACCUUCAAUAAUGACAUCUUAUCCAAGAAAGAAGAUUUCAUAAUACAAGACAUCGAAGUAUGGACCUUUGAGUGAAAUACUGACUGCCUUAAGGACUGGAUCCAUUAGGCACUUAAAAGCUAACUAGAAGGUGCAGGCUGCCUCACAACGUUACAUGCUUUUUCCUCAAGUUUGUACCAGAGCAUGACUAAGCAAAAAAACCCCCAACCAACCCAAGAACAAACAGAGCUGGUUUUGAGAGGCAGUAAGAGACAGAACAGUAAGAGAUCAUUCUGAAGUGUUUUUUUACUUCCUCCUCCAAUACUUCUCCAUCGAAGAUAUGAUGCUUAUGAAAACAUUCAUGGUGUAUAAGUUGAAAACUUUUUCUGUAACUGUGAAAAAGAUCCUGUGGGAAAACUAUACCUAUCUAGUACAUUCCAUGUGUAUUUAUGUUCAAUGUACAACUGCUAACCAAAAAUAAAAGGUUACUUUACCAAAAUCUACAGCAUACUGUUUGCCAUGGAAAAGAAUCAAAUAGGUGUACA